Messenger RNA from Scomber scombrus (Atlantic mackerel), 9356 nucleotides. RefSeq names its product serine/threonine-protein kinase WNK1-like. NCBI's taxonomy places the organism in Eukaryota, Metazoa, Chordata, Actinopteri, Scombriformes, Scombridae. Gene Ontology annotation, cellular component: cytosol; cytoplasm. Gene Ontology annotation, molecular function: potassium channel inhibitor activity; chloride channel inhibitor activity; protein serine/threonine kinase activity. The coding region runs from base 645 to 6506 and encodes 1953 amino acids. Gene Ontology annotation, biological process: protein phosphorylation; monoatomic ion homeostasis; positive regulation of sodium ion transmembrane transporter activity. The transcript has 28 exons. The record is from RefSeq and is a predicted model, not a curated record.
ACUGCGACCGAGAGCCCACAAACUGUAACUCCGUCAUAUUCAGUAACUGGACAACAUAUCUCUCUGACACGUAUGGAUAAUGUACACGUAACAUUACUCCUCUUUUCACAGACGAAGACGGAUCUCCGCUGUGUGGACAAUUUCAAACCCCGGUGAUCAUCAUUCGUGUUUUGGAUAUUGAGUGAAACGGGACUGGACUAUAUUUGGAUUAUCUGGCCAACCUGCCUUUCCCUGCAGUCAGACGUUCAGUGCCUGUAGCAGGCUGUGCAUGUUUGUUCCUCACCAGUGAUUCCUUAUGCUUGGUAGAAGCCAAACCCUGCGUCUUACAGGAUGGAUGGUGUGGACUUAAAGGGGCUUGUGUAUCAACAUCAACACUCUGUGUUCUGCUGCGGUGUUCUUUUUUUUUCCUUUUACAAAAGAACACCUCCCAUCCUACACCUCCAAUCUCUGAACUCAAUAUAUAUAAAGACCGUCUUUGAGCAAUAAAAAAGACAGUGAAAUAUAGGAGUUGCAUGACGUUCUAUAUUUUUCCUUGUAAAUCACAUAUAGAUACUGCUUAGAGAAGCCUAUAUGGCAGACAUGGAAAUAUCCUUACUUUAAUUUAUCAGUUAUUGUACCCCCUUACUCUUGGUGUGGGUGGUGGGAUGUCGGAAAAGCUUGACGACAAAAUGGUGAAGUUCCUGGCUCCCCCUCAGAAGAGUGGAAAUGGCCCGAGUUCGGGUUCAGACUCCAUGGUGACUGACUGCCGGCCGCCAGAAGUGAGACGGCGGCAUCACACCAUGGAGCGUGAUCGUUGUAACCCCGAACACCGUUUCCUGCGCCGCAGUGUCAUCAGUGAUUCCAAUGCCACAGCACUGGCCCUCCCUUUACCCAGCAAGAUCCCCAUUCCUGCACCUCUACGCAUUCAAUCAUAUGAAGCCAUUCCCCAGCGACAACAGGCUGUUGCUGCUGAACAUUUGCCACGGGCUGAACCAAGUUUAGCUCCAAAUGAGGAGUCUGCUGAUAGUGGUAGAAGAAGAGAAGAAGGAAAAGACAUAGAAAUAGCCACGGUGGAAGUAGUGCCUUUAGGACAGGAGCCUCCCAGUGUACAAGAAAUCGGUGACGGAGAGGUUGUGAUAGCAACCCGCACUGCACCAUGCUUAGAAGCAGAGUUGCCAAGUCAAACCGAACCUGAAAGCACCGCUGAGGUGAAGGCACAUCAUGGAGAAGAGGGGGAGGAAGAAGAUAAGGACUCUGCCAAGGCUCGAGCAGAGGCUGAGCUGAGAGAAGCUGAGAAGAAAGUGCAGGAGGACAUCGAAGAGGCGGAGACCAAAGCAGUGGGAACAUCACCGGAUGGCCGUUUCCUGAAGUUCGAUAUCGAAAUUGGACGCGGCUCCUUCAAGACUGUCUACAAGGGCUUGGACACCGACACCACAGUGGAGGUGGCUUGGUGUGAGUUGCAGGAUCGUAAGCUGACGAAGACGGAGCGGCAACGCUUUAAGGAGGAAGCAGGGAUGUUAAAGGGACUACAGCAUCCCAACAUUGUCCGCUUCUAUGACUCCUGGGAGGGACCAUCCAAAGGCAGGAAGUGCAUUGUACUGGUUACUGAACUCAUGACUUCUGGCACACUCAAAACAUAUCUGAAGCGGUUCAAGGUGAUGAAAAUUAAAGUGUUGCGGAGCUGGUGUAGACAAAUCCUCAAGGGACUCCACUUCCUUCAUACUCGGGCCCCUCCCAUCAUCCAUAGGGACCUGAAGUGCGACAACAUUUUCAUCACAGGCCCAACAGGAUCCGUUAAGAUUGGAGACCUUGGACUGGCCACACUGAAGCGCGCAUCCUUUGCCAAGAGUGUUAUAGGUACCCCUGAGUUCAUGGCGCCUGAGAUGUAUGAGGAGAAGUACGACGAGUCAGUGGAUGUGUAUGCCUUUGGAAUGUGCAUGCUGGAGAUGGCCACCUCAGAGUACCCUUACUCAGAGUGCCAGAAUGCUGCACAGAUCUACCGCAGAGUUACCAGCGGGGUGAAGCCGGGCAGCUUCGACAAGGUGGCCAUUCCUGAAGUGAAGGAGAUCAUCGAGGGAUGUAUUCGUCAGAACAAGGAUGAGAGGUACUCGAUCAAGGACCUUCUGAACCAUGCCUUCUUCCAGGAAGACACAGGGGUGCGUGUGGAGCUGGCAGAGGAGGAUGAUGGAGAGAUGGAGGCUAUUAAGCUGUGGCUGAGAAUUGAGGAUGUGAAGAAGCUCAAGGGGAAGUACAAAGACAACGAGGCUAUCGAGUUCUCCUUUGACCUCAACAAAGACGUCCCAGAGGAUGUGGCUCAGGAAAUGGUGGAGUCUGGUUAUGUGUUUGAAGGUGACCACAAGACCAUAGCUAAGGCCAUCAAGGACAGGGUGUCUCUGAUCAGUCGCAAGAGAGCACAACGGCAGCAGGUCAGAGAAGAUCAGGAGAAAAGAAAACUAGAAGAAGAACAGCAGGGUCCGUUACCGCCAGCACAGCAACCAGGCCAACAAUCUAGCGCGGAGGUGCCUCAGUCCCAUCCAGUGCCACAGCAUGCAUCUUACAUACCUCCACAACCAAACCAACACAGCACACAGAUGGCUGUCCUGCCUACAUCUCAGCAGAGCUUUCAGAGCACCAACUACAGCACUCCUCAGUCAACCCAGCUGACUGGUAUGACACAGGUGGUCCCAUAUGUUACCCAGUCAGCUGGACAAGUCCCAGUUCCAGUUUACGGUCAGAGUGUGGUUAACAUCCAGCCAGAGUCAGAGGAACCUGAAGCUGACCAACACCAACAUCUACAGCGUGCUGGAGGAGCCACUCACAUUGGAGACAGACUACCCGGUUCUGCUGAGGUCCAGCCUGCUCAGCCUGAAAUGUCUUACAGUACCCCUCCCAGUCAGCAGCUUCAGCUCCAGGUGUCGUGCCCUCAGACACAAAAUGACCAACAGCAGCAGUUGGCAGUGAUUCAACCCCAAAUGCAAGGAGUCCAGCCUGAAAUUGUCCCUGUCGUGCCCGGCAGCCAGUCUGUUCCAGUGGCACCUCUGCAGUAUGGAGUUUACUACAAUCCAUCGCUUCCCCCUCAGAUACCCACCCAGCAGGUGAUGAUACCUUCGUCUUCUCAGUCAUCUCCCCCUCAGCAGCAGCAACAGCCAGAGAACAGCACUGCUCUUCAGGGCUCCACUCUACCACAGGCACAGACUGGAGCUCAGCAGAUACAGGCCCCUAUGAGCGUUCCUCAGUCAACACCAGCAGAGCAGCCAGCAGGCUCUUCAGCUCUGGUGGCUCCACCUGUGGAAAGCUGCUUGUCAGAUGCAGCUUCAGGUCUUAGUGACGGCAACGAUGGAAAUUCUACAUCAGGAGGCCGCCAUGAGGGGCGCUCACUGAAGCGCCACCAGCGACGAUCCGUCCGCAGUCGUUCCCGCCACGACAAGAUUGCAAAGGCCAAAUUGAAUGUCCUAAGUAUCUCUAAUGUGGGAGACAGAGUAGCAGAGUGCCAGCUGGAAACGCACAACAGGAAGAUGGUGACCUUCAGAUUUGACCUUGAUGGUGAUAAUCCAGAGGAAAUUGCAGAAAUCAUGGUUGCGAGUGAGUUCAUCUUGGAAAGUGAGCGAGAGUCCUUCAUCGAGCAGGUCCGAGAAGUCAUAGAAAUGGCUGAUGAAAAAGGAGAUGGCAUGAAGGAAGGCUUUCCCAAGAUGAGUGAUCUUCAGCAACAACCUGAGCUCUCUGUUCCUAUGGUGCCAGGCAUUUCUCCCAGCACUGCAGCCCAAGUGGUGCAUUCAGCAGGACGAAGGUUCAUAGUCAGCCCAGUGCCAGAGUCCCGUCUCAGGGAACAGUUCUUUGGCGGGCCUUCUGCUAAUACCUCCUUUGGAGAUGAAGCUGCCCCAGGGGCCUCUACAACAUUGGGCCUUUCUCUGUCAGCUCCAUCUGGGGUUCUACAACAGGCCUUCAGUAAAAUGAAGCAGGAUCGUUUAGAAAGAUGCAACACCAUUGAUCCUCCUGCUGUUGAUCAGGAAGCAGUCACUGUCCCGUCCACUGAGGCUACACUCGGCCCAAACUCUAACAGUGUUCUGGCUCCUCUGGAAGCUGCAGCUUCCACCACUGGCACUAAUUAUCCUGCUGUGUCUGUCACAGCGACUGCAACGCCCUCACCACCCCCAUUAACUGGGAGGGUUUCCCCUCCGCCCAUAUCAUCUCAGUCCCAAAUUCCAGCUCCUGUCCCCAGUGAACCCUGUCUACCACGCCAGUCUUCUCAUGACACUGCCCCCUCACAAAUUGCACCAACUGCUAGCAUCCCUUCCUCAUCUUCCUCCAUUUCUCCUCCAGCUGUGCAGACCUCUGUAGCUGCAGCACCUGGAUCUCAGCUGAGCAGCACUACUGUAACCUCUGUGGCUACAUUCAGUAAUACUGUCUCUGUCCCUACUUCAGAACAGCAGCCUUUUAAUGGUGCUGUUACUUCCUCUCAACUUAUGAAUUCAUCCAUCCAUGCACCACAGCACACAACCUCUCAGUGUCCGUCUGUCCCCAUUUCUGCUCAGCCUGCACCUCCUACUUCUUUACCCAGUCAGAGCCAGCCGCAGCCAGGGGAGUCAGAUGGGGGUGAACUCCAGACCAAAGGCGCUGGCAGAGAUGAUAUCCACGCCCUAGAUAAAAAGUUACGCUCCCUCUUUAAAGACCAGAGCUCUGCUUCCUCUGCAUCAAUGGAUCCUGGAUGCACAGGGACCUCCUCCCCUCCGACUGGAACUACCUCCCCUCCACCUGGAGCUGCUCUUGUGCCUCCAUCGAACCUUCCCCUCACAUCUGGGGUACAAGGUGUCCUGGGCCCCACAACCACCACAGGACAGGGGAUCACCCCAGCAGGGCAUGCCCAGACCCCCCCAACAAAGCCCAGGGCACAGACAUUACCCACUGGUUUUGACCAAGCUGCUACACUUCCCUCUGACCUUGUGCCCCCAAUUCCUGGACCAAAUCAGUCACAGCAACCCCUGGGUAAUUUGGAUGCCCAGUUGAGGAGAGCUCUGAGCCCAGAGACUGUCCAGCCUCCAGCAGCAGGUUUCACUCUGGGACGUUUCCAAGUGUCAGUUGCUGCUGAUGGUGGAUCCAGCAGGGUUCCAGGUCCCUCCAGCAUUGUCUCUUCUUCCUCCCACCCACCAUCCUCUACCUCUUCCUCCUCUUCAUCUUCUUCCUCUUCCUCCUCCCCCUCAAGUCCAGAAAAUACUCUCCACCGGUCAUCCGGUCUGCCCAGAGGAGUCUGUAAACCUGACACAGUAAACGGAUCCUCAUCUGUCUCUGCUGGUCCUGACAGUCAGCCCACCACCAUAGGGCGCUUCCAUGUUUCCGCAAGCACCAACGCCACAUCUGGGCAAACCACUGGCUCUAAAGUGGGACGCUUUUCAGUUACAGUGACCCCAGCAGCAGGCUCCAGCCCAUCACAUGGCUCCAGUAUGCAGAAUGGGCCCUCAUCCUCAACCUCUGACCCUCAUAACGCACAUACCCAUUACAGUAGUGACAAUGAUGAUGACUCUGAGACUGAGGAUGAAGCUUUGCAGAAAGAAAUCAGCCGUCUCAGAGAGAAACACAUGCUGGAGAUUCAGGCCUUGCAGAGUCGUCAGAAAGACGAGAUAGAGGGUCUGUUCACGCGGAUGGGAAAACCACCUCCUCCCGCUAUCCUUUUUCCUGCUGUGGCCAUGGCUGGAGGUCGACGUAGGCUUAAAAGCAAAAGCCACAAAUCUGCUCGCAGUAGUGGACAGCCCAGCCCUGUACACUCAGGAUCUCCAUCCUCAGCUCGGAGUCUUCAUGGUUCAGAGUCACCUCCAAAGCAAGGUUCACCCUCAGCAACCGAGGCCUCACAAGCAGGUGGCAGGUCGUCUCUACUUAGAUCCUCUCCAUCUAUGCCCAUUCUUAGUACUUGCUCCACAGGAGUAAGCGGGACCAGCUCCACAAAUGGUUCAGGCCACUGCCAGAACCACUCUACUUCUCUGACCCAGGCAACUGGACCAACCCCUCCUGCCUCUCACACCCAGAAGGGCAAGGGCACGUUCACCGAUGACCUGCACCAACUGGUGGAUAACUGGGCCAGAGAUGCCAUCAACCUCUCCCAGUGCAAGAGAGGCCCUAAAACUGGACCACAGGCAGCACAUGAUAUUGUUCCUCCAGCCAACAUGGGCCGUAAAUAUUCAGCUCCAGGCUACCUCUGCCCAACACUUCCCACGGCUUCCAGCACCACCUCUACCACCACCACUCACAUCCCCAACCCUGCCAAUCCCUCCGUUCCUCUUGGGCCUCGUAAAGGCUCGCUGGGCCCAGUUGCCCCGGGGUUUGGGUAUGCCUCAGCCCCGUACAACAGCGCUCCUCAGUGGGCAGGACCCACAGGCACAUGCCAGGUCAGCAUGCUUAAUCCCACACAGCCACUAACACAGUACCAGCCGCCCACGACUGUCUCGGUGUCCCUGCACCAAGGCUACCACAUGGGAACCACGCCAGCCCCCCAGAAAUCAGUCAGCCCCGGAGGGUCAAACCUGAGGCCUACGUAGCCCAGUCCAAGCCCUGGUCCAGGCUGAGACAAAGGGCCACACAGGGCAGAGCGGGCAGACAGUCGUUGAACGAGAACCACUAGCUCUCUUUGCAGGUUGCUGGUUUAUUGUGCUUUUUAUUUUUAUUUCAACUUUUGUCAUUAUGUGUUUAUCCUGUCAUUGAGUUGACCUGUGUGGUUCAAGUCCUCUCAGGCAGAACGAAAUCUGUCUGGCAAUUGGAGGGAGAGUGCAAUACACAUCCACAGCAUGAGAGUGUCACACUUAGCUUGCCAUUAGCUGUGGAAUCGAGCCGUGACGAGUUGGUUGGUUGUGUCUGGCGAUGUAACAACCCAAAGGCACAACCAGCAGCAGCCAAAGAUGUCUUUUUGAGAGCAGACGUUGCAAUUUUGUCAUCCCUUUGUAGAGGAGAAGGUAGGAGGGUUUCCGGUUCAUAUCCUUACUGGUCCUGACAUAAACCUGAGCUGGGACUGAAACAGUUUGAUUGACGGUCAUUACACCAUAACAGACAGUGCACAUAUAACUGACUAAACAAAGACCUAUCUGAGUGAUUUGGGAUGAUAAAUAAAGUGUCAGAGAGGAGAGAAUGUACAGAAAGAGGAUUAGUGAAGUGUGACUGGUGAAGUAAGAUAGCAAGUGUCGAAGCAGAAAAGACAAAGCAAGUUAGGCAGGAGUGUUUUGGAUAAGGUUGCAGUAUGAAUACAUCCCAGUGGCUACCUAUUAAGUAAAAUGCAAUAAUGGCAAAGAUAAACUGUCCCUUGUAACUGUGGCCUUAAUCCCCAAACACAUUUAAACAUUAACUUUGUACAUAAAUAUUUCUUCACUGGGUUAUGAUUCCAUGUUUAGCAUAUUUAUGUCUCUGUGACAGUCUGGUGUUAUUGUGAUUUGAGUUGUUCAUCCAUACAGAUUUAAUAUCAUACAGAUUUGUCCUGCACAUCUGACAUAUAAGCCAGUGGAUCUGCCACAUAAAAAGCAUUGUCCUGGUGUUGACCACCAUUAUGAAUCUGGAUUGAAGAGGUGUUGCUGCUGUAAAUUACAAUCUGGGUAGAGGUUGUUUGCAGGGUGUUUUUUUUUUUUUUUUUUUUUUUUUAAUGUUUCCUUUUUUUUCCUUUUCUUUUUUUUAAUGCAAGAAUGAAAUCUUGUAAAGAAUCCCAACUUGACACAUAAAACCAUUUACUUAGUACUUCAUUAUUAGAUGUGGGCAGUUCAGAAUCUGCUUAUCAUAUCAUACAGACUGAAAUAGUUUUUAGGAUUUAGUAUUUGUGGAAGGUCUCAGACUCUGUCCCAGUUGUUUACACAGUUGGUGCAUAGUACACAAAUGAACCGGUCGUUAAGUCAACCCACAAAAUAUCAGCUCAUAACAUUUAGCUGUCACCUCUCAAAUCACAUGUGUCUGGGGUUCUUACUCUCUCUAUCUCUCUGUGGUCUGUUUUUGUAUGCGUAUAUUUAAUAAAACAAACAAAUGUUCUUUAUGGACCUGUAUUCAGCCAUCAGAUUUUGAUGUUGUUUCACUGUAAUUAUUAUUAAAGGUUGUUAAACAACAUGUAGUUAAAGGAAUAUAAAAAGUGCAAUUGCAGGGUUGUUGUUAUCGGUAUCCUAUUCACAACGCAGGAGUAAUCCUGCUGUUAAGCUCUUCUAUCUAUGACUGCCCUGCCCCCCCCCCCCCCCCCCCCCCCCCAUACCCCACCUUUUCUAUUUUAUUGUAUAUAUGUUAAUGUGAGGUAAAUGCUCAGUCACUAGAGUAUGCUUGUGGUAACCUAUUCGACAUGCACAUGCACUCUAACCUGUAAACAUGAGGAACACUUUAGUGCCUUGCAUCCUCACUAAUGACAAGUUCCAGAUUCAUCUAGUCCUGUUGCUGUGACCGUACUGCAGAAAACCAGUUAACUAAACCUGUACAUGACGUAAAUGCAUCACGUGGCUCCAUUACUGUCACACGGCCAGUUCAGAGGUCAUAACGCUCUGAAACAUUAGACAACACAGGACUGCAGCACAAAGAGCACACUGAGUAAUGUGGAAUUGUUUCUUUUCUCUCUACAGUUACGUUUGUGUUGGUUGUGUAAUCGGCUGUGUAUUUAUAUCUGGCUCAUGCAUACAUGGUUAUUUGGCUGGCGUUUUGUUUUCGUGGAUUUAUCAUUAAACCAGUUCAUAGAAGCACUUGUUCAGGCAGAGAGUGAGCUGUGUAAAGGUUUUAAAAGUUGUCAUGCUCUCAUGCUGACUCAACUUUUUGUCACGACCUCUCAUGAGUGCCAUGCUGUCAUUGUGACUCUUUAUCGCCUGCUCUUAGAUUGGAUGAAUAGUUAAACUUCUCUAGAGAAAAAAUAAGUUACUGCAAUGCAGAAUAUGCAAUGUUUAAAGUUUUAUAGGGACUGAGGGGUAAUGGAAACAUUUGCAUGCUGAUGAGGGUUGUUACUGACGUCAGUGUUUUUGAUAUUGGAAUAUUAGAGAUCUUUUUUUUUUUUUUUUAAUUAUUCUUUGCCUUUCUGAGUCAUCACAAAGUGUUGAUCUAUAUGAUCGCCAUUCACCAAUAUCACAGGCACAACUUCAAUAUUGUCGUAUGAUUUCUGCAUGCCGGCUUCACUGGUGUUUAAUCUUACAACUGACAACGACUCACAUCUGGCCACUGUACAGCACAAGCUCACAACAAAGCUUACAUGUAAGAUCCAUGUGCUACAACGCUACUUUCAGUAAUUAUCAAAGACCUCCUUACAGUACUGUUUGAGGCUACUGACACGUAGUGAUAUCUGUUGAACUCUUAUUUCUGAUCCCUCCUUACUGACUUCCUGUGAUUCAGUGUCUGUUUUGUGUAUGUUUUUCACAUUGUACAAAAUGUAAAAACAAAUAAAAAUAAUA